Molecule: messenger RNA, 2400 nt
Organism: Notothenia coriiceps (black rockcod)
Lineage: Eukaryota; Metazoa; Chordata; Actinopteri; Perciformes; Nototheniidae
Product: syntaxin-1A
Exons: 10
Coding region: 366-1229 (287 amino acids)
Biological process (GO): intracellular protein transport; exocytosis; vesicle fusion
Cellular component (GO): plasma membrane; SNARE complex; endomembrane system
Molecular function (GO): SNARE binding; SNAP receptor activity
Source: RefSeq, a predicted model, not a curated record
CUGAGAAGGCGGUCAUUUACUGUCAGUCGUGCUUUCAAUAUGUUGGAUUGACUUUAACGGUAACAAAUCAACUUAAAGCGGGGAAUUAUUUAAAAAGACAGACCAAUUAGUGCGGUUUAUGGAGGAAGUUCAGGGUGUGUAAUGGGUUAACGUCGGCAGGCCUCUCCUCACCUUUAGUGCGCGUCACCCGGCUCCGUAAAGUGGUCCCACCAUCCGCACCGAAGGGGCGAAACACCGCCGCCAGACGCGCACCUCUCCUCGGUCUGACUCGCAUCAUCCUGCCGGUCUCCACCCCGGUGCUCCAUCACCGCACGCGAACCACAAAACACCGGGAACUGAAGGAAUAAGUGUGAUUUACCGCAAACAUGAAGGACCGCAUGCAAGAACUUAAACAUGGGAAGGAGACGACAGAGGAGGAGGAUGAAGUCGCUGUGGGGAUGGACAAAGGCUUUAUGGAUGAAUUCUUUGAACAGGUGGAGGAGAUCCGGGGUUUUAUUGAGUCUCUGGCAGAGAAAGUUGAGGAGGUGAAGAGGAAUCACAGCGCCAUCCUCGCUUCACCCAACCCAGAUGAGAAAACCAAGGCGGAGCUGGAGGAUCUCAUGGCAGACAUCAAGAAGUUGGCCAACAAAGUACGCUCCAAAUUAAAGAGUAUCCAAAACUCCAUUGAGCAAGAAGAAGGUCAGAACAAGUCAUCAGCUGACCUGAGGAUACGUAAGACGCAGCACUCCACACUGUCUCGUAAGUUUGUCGAGGUGAUGUCAGAGUACAACACCACCCAGUCGGAUUACAGGGAGCGCUGCAAGGGACGCAUUCAGAGACAGCUGGAGAUCACUGGGAGAAACACAACAAACGAGGAGCUGGAGAGCAUGUUGGAGAGUGACAACCCGGCUAUCUUCACCUCCGGGAUCGUUAUGGACAAUAUCACAGAGCAAGCUAUGAAUGAGAUUGAGACACGGCACACUGAGAUCAUCAAGCUGGAAAACAGCAUCAGAGAGCUUCACGACAUGUUCAUGGACAUGGCCAUGCUGGUGGAGAGCCAGGGGGAAAUGAUAGACCGCAUAGAGUACAAUGUGGAGCACUCAGUAGACUAUGUGGAGAGGGCAGUAUCAGACACUAAGAAGGCGGUUAAAUACCAGAGUAAAGCCCGGAGGAAGAAAAUUAUGAUUAUUAUAUGCUGUGUGAUUUUGGGAGUUGUCAUUGCCUCUAUUGUUGGGGGAACGCUGGCUUAAACCUCAACCACAGUCACACAAAGACACACAACCGCACACACAACAGAGCAAAAACACAACCAAUACACAUUUUCUGUUUCAUGUUUUCAUAAAUGCAAAGUUAAAACAUGUUUAGCGCAAGGUGCUUUACAUACCGACACAUUCUGCGCACGGCGUACAGGGCCAGAUGUGUUUUCGCAUGAGUUGCUACUUUGUAAAUGUGUGAUGCUGCUAACGGUUUAUCUGAGUGUUGAAUGUUGUCAACAAUAUAAUGAUGUUUCCAAAAGUGAAUUCUUGAAUAAAAAGUUACUUAGCGACUUGUAACACUAUACUAAUACAUUCCAACUUCCAAAUAUGAGAGUUAUUCAAUUGUAAAGUAUAUUUUGUGUUGUACAGGCAAAAAGAUGGGCCCCUAAUCUGCAGUGUUUUCAGAGCCACGUUAUCUAUAGAUACAUAUUUAUUUUUAUUUUCCUCUCUGUCUCUGAUGUCCUCUACCUCCCUUCAAAAGCUCUGCAUGGUUUGGUUCACCGUAAAGUAGUGUUUAUUUUCUAUUGCAAAGGGGACGACGUGUUGGAUAUUUUGCUUGUAGAAUUGUCACACUGCCAAGUGUCUUUUGUCGUUUAUGAAAGUAAUGUUAACUUCACUCAUCUGGCCUAACCAGUUGUGUUACGACAUGCUCUAUAUUUGUGUGUGAGUGUGUGCAUUGAAAAGAGGAUAUGUUCAUUUGUAGUUUCAUGUUUGAAAGUACUGAGUGUGAGUCGUGGGAUGAGAACAUGAGCGUUUGAUAUUAACCACCUGUGUCUUUGUUUUGUAUAAAGUGUAAACAGACUCUCUAACACUGCCAGUAUGUUCAAAUAAACUGUUCAAAGUCUAGUCUGAUAUGGAUUGGUAAUUAUGUUCUGUAAGUGGCAAACCCUUGUUGUUUUAUGUAUUUUUAUAAACCACAAGCUUUAAACAGAACAUAUCCUUCUGUCAAGCUACUUUAUUUUUAUGAGUGAACAUGGUGCGUCAGUGAAAGCAUGAACUUAAAGUAGCCCUGUCAAAGACUCUCAUGACAAGCACAGACUGUACCCAUGUGACCAUGUUGCCUACUCAACGUGUUGCCUUUGUGUGGUAUUGUAAUGACAUCGUUUUGUUUGUUUAAUAUGAGUUUCUUUUUUAUUUUCAAGUAAAGUUUGUCUGAAAAAUCCCA